AUGUUCCUACAAGGUAAUGAUAACACCUUUUAUAUCGGAGGAAACGACAUAGCUAGCGAAGGAGAUUGGAGAUGGCAGGAUGCUACUGAUGUGAUGAUGAGAGGAACAAAAGGAUAUCAAAACUGGAAAUCGAAUCAACCAAACAAUGUUGGCAAUGAAGAUUGUUUGGCAGUUGGAAGAGAAACGUAUGAGUGGAUUGAUAUAUCUUGUGAUGAAAUCAUCUACUACAUUUGCCAGAAAGUAUUUCCAGGCCCGUUCGUUAGAAUACAAACUAUCAACGUACACCAGAAAAGGUGUUCUGCAACAAACUGCAGCGCUGCAAUACAAGUUGAAUGGCGCAAAGCAUCUAACAAAGUAUCAACCGAAAAUACAAGUAGAGUUUAUCAAACGAUACAAAAUGGAUCAGCAACAUUAAAUCUUCAACACGCAAAUAUUGCAGAUGCGGGAUCCUAUAGUUGUCGUUAUCAAAUUGGCCAAACCUGGAAAGCUACGACUGAAUCAUAUGGAGUGGAUGGAAAUCCCACAAUCCAUCAAAUAUCCAAUAACGUCUGCAACUCUAACUUGAUCAUCUCAUGGCAACCACAUUUAAAUGCUGUUGGAUUCCCACACAAGAUAGAAGUAAGUCCGACCUCAGGCGGAUCAACAAGAUGGGUGGAUUCACCAACAUCUGAGAAACAGUCAACCACAAUAACCAGUUUCUCGCCAAUCACAACCUAUACAAUCAAAAUUACUGCAUGUGUAACAAAAGAUAACUGUCCAACCAAAUAUUCUACUUUCCGAAACGCAACAACGGGGGGAGCAAUGUUAUCUGCAGAAUCGUCGUCUAUUAUACAAUACAAGAAUACACAAACUUGCGUCAUCUCUUGGAUAUUAUCUAACAAGACAGAGACUGGUGAUUCAUAUAAUGUGGAACUGAAUCUAACUUCAACCCUGGCUUCCUCACGAGAUUCAAACUUGAAGACAGACAUGAAACUUAUAAACGUGACGUCAUCAUCUGUGUAUUCGUUUCAACUAGAAUCAAAUCGUAACUAUUCCGCUUCAAUCAAAAUAUUCAGUUGUGCUGGAUUUGGUCAAGUUUUAUCUGUUACUGGCAGUUGUCUCGGAAAACCUAGAGCUCCCACAAAGGUUUUUCCGCCUGAUAGUUUUGAAGAUAACCUAGUUAGCAGCGUAUGUGAAUUCAAAAAACUCGGAAUACAAGCACCAGAUGAGACUAAUGGCCUUGUCAGUUGCAUAUUCGUACUUGUGCGCACAAAUUUGAAGGAACACGACGUGGCCCUCUCCUUGACUGACAUGAUAAAUAUUAACAACACAGUGAGCGGUGAUAAGUAUAUUGCCAAAGCAAUACUUGUUUCAAGCAUGAACGGUAAGCGAAUGAAUAUAACACUCGGUGAUGAAUCAAUGACAACAUGUGACGUAAUAAAUAUCGGAAAAGCAGGGAUACAAAAUGAACAAAGUUCUGGAAAAGGAAUUCUAUUCACAGGAAGGAACAAAAAAUUAGAUAAAAAGAUGUUCAGUGUCUCGAUAGUUUAUUCUACGCCCUCUGGUGACCAAAUACAUUUCAGUCAAAGCCCCUCUAUAACGUUGAAACAAGGUGAACAAGAAACUACUGCUAAGAACGAUACCGAGAAAGGAGCGUUCGAGUUCAACAUCAUCAGUUUUGUGAUUGGUUUUCUCAUUCCUUUCGUCUUCUUGGUCGUCUCUGUCUGGAUCAUAUACAAAAUGAAGAAAGAAAGAAAUAAUUUGGAGGAAAAGGCAGAAGUAAAAGAACACAAUUACGAAACUAUAAAAGAAAAAGCUCCACAACCAUCAUCUUCAAAUGUCUUGGUAGAAACUGCCGGUUACGAACAACCACUUCCUGCAAAAACUAAGCAAACACAAGUGGAGUCAGCUUACGAACAACUAUCAUCAUCAAAUGUCCUGCAAGAAACUGCCGGUUACGAACAAGCUCUGCCUGCGACAACUAAGAAAACACAAGUGGAGUCAGCUUACGAACAACCAUCUUCAUCAAAUGUCCUGCAAGAAACUGCCAGUUACGAACAAGCUCUGCCUGCGACAACUAAGCAAACACAAGUGGAAACAGCUUACGAAUCUUACAACGCCUGA
Molecule: messenger RNA, 2103 nt
Organism: Styela clava
Lineage: Eukaryota; Metazoa; Chordata; Ascidiacea; Stolidobranchia; Styelidae
Source: RefSeq, a predicted model, not a curated record